GUUUUCAUGGGUUUUUGUUAUUUACAUACCAAGGAGAAAAGAAGGAAAAAAUCGAUGACCUAAAUCAAAAAAGGGAAUGAGAACCUUGUAAACAAAUAACCCCAUGCAUUAUGGUUUGGAGAAUGUGGAAUAAGCAUGUUGAGCAGGCCAACAUCUCCUCCAAUUUCCAAGGGUUUGGAGAUCAAGAAACUCAUUCUCCAAGGCUUCAACUCCUUCAAACACCUCAAGCAUCUCCACGCUCACCUUCUCCGUUUCGGUCUCUGCCACGACAACUAUCUUCUCAACAUGAUCUUGAGGUGUAGCUUUGAUUUCUCUGACACAAACUACACUCGCUUCCUCUUCCAUCAGAUUAAACAACCCAACAUUUUUUUAUGGAAUACCAUGAUCCGAGGCUUGGUUUCCAAUGAUUGUUUCGACGAUGCCAUUGAGUUCUAUGGUUUGAUGCGAUCAGAGGGCUUCUUGCCCAACAAUUUCACUUUCCCUUUUGUUCUAAAAGCUUGUGCCAGGCUUUUGGAUUUGCAGUUGGGUGUGAAGAUCCACACCCUUGUGGUUAAAGGUGGUUUUGAUUGCGAUGUUUUUGUCAAGACUAGUUUGGUUUGUUUAUAUGCAAAAUGCGGUUAUUUAGAAGAUGCCCACAAGGUGUUUGAUGAUAUUCCGGACAAAAACGUUGUUUCUUGGACGGCCAUCAUUAGUGGGUACAUUGGUGUUGGCAAAUUUAGGGAAGCCAUCGAUAUGUUUCGGAGGUUGCUGGAGAUGAAUUUAGCGCCAGAUAGUUUCACCAUUGUUCGGGUUUUGUCUGCCUGUACUCAAUUAGGGGAUUUAAAUAGCGGAGAGUGGAUCCAUAAAUGUAUCAUGGAAAUGGGCAUGGUGAGGAACGUCUUUGUGGGUACCUCUUUAGUGGAUAUGUAUGCUAAGUGUGGAAACAUGGAGAAAGCUCGUAGUGUCUUUGACGGGAUGCCUGAGAAGGAUAUAGUUUCCUGGGGUGCCAUGAUUCAAGGUUAUGCAUUGAACGGGCUCCCCAAAGAAGCUAUAGACCUCUUUUUGCAAAUGCAAAGAGAAAAUGUGAAACCAGAUUGCUAUACCGUGGUUGGAGUUCUUUCUGCUUGUGCGAGAUUAGGGGCGUUAGAAUUAGGGGAGUGGGUCAGUGGGUUGGUUGAUAGGAAUGAGUUUUUAUAUAACCCUGUCUUAGGCACUGCAUUGAUUGACUUGUAUGCAAAAUGUGGGAGCAUGUCUCGGGCCUGGGAAGUCUUUAAAGGGAUGAAGGAGAAGGAUCGAGUGGUCUGGAAUGCUAUAAUAUCUGGGCUUGCCAUGAAUGGCUAUGUUAAAAUAUCAUUUGGACUUUUUGGCCAAGUAGAGAAACUUGGGAUCAAACCAGAUGGGAACACUUUCAUUGGCCUGCUUUGUGGUUGUACUCAUGCUGGUCUGGUUGAUGAGGGCCGGCGAUAUUUCAAUAGCAUGUACCGUUUCUUUUCGUUGACUCCAUCAAUUGAGCAUUAUGGAUGUAUGGUGGAUCUUCUUGGUCGUGCAGGUUUAUUAGAUGAAGCUCAUCAAUUGAUUAGAAAUAUGCCAAUGGAGGCUAAUGCCAUUGUUUGGGGAGCAUUGUUAGGUGCAUGUAGGAUACAUCGGGACACCCAGUUGGCUGAACUUGCAUUGAAGCAACUUAUUGAAUUAGAACCUUGGAACUCAGGAAAUUAUGUCCUCUUAUCAAAUAUUUACUCAGCAAAUCUUAAAUGGGAUGAAGCAGCAAAGGUUAGGUUAAGCAUGAAUGAGAAAAGGAUCCAGAAACCACCUGGGUGUAGUUGGAUUGAGGUAGAUGGUAUCGUCCACGAGUUCCUUGUGGGAGACAAGUACCACCCCUUGUCAGAGAAGAUAUAUGCAAAACUAGAUGAAUUGACUAAGAAAAUGAAAGUAGCUGGUUAUGUUCCAACAACAGAUUUUGUGCUGUUUGACAUAGAAGAGGAGGAGAAGGAGCAUUUCCUUGGUUGCCACAGUGAGAAACUUGCUAUUGCAUUUGGUCUAAUAAGUGCAACACCAACAGCCGUGAUUAGGGUUGUGAAAAACCUUAGGGUUUGUGGUGACUGUCACAUGGCUAUAAAGCUAAUUUCAAGUAUCACAGGUCGAGAAAUAACUGUGAGGGAUAAUAACCGAUUUCAUUGUUUCAGAGAGGGAUCUUGUUCAUGUAAUGAUUAUUGGUGAUAGCAACCCUUGUAUGAGAGAGGAAAUGCCAUUCAGCCAUUGUCUCCCUUUCUUGUAAAAGAUAAAGAUUAAAUAUUCUGGAAUUUAGGCAUUGUCCAAGUUCUUGAA
This is a messenger RNA of Vitis vinifera (wine grape), 2304 nucleotides long. RefSeq names its product putative pentatricopeptide repeat-containing protein At3g08820. The record is from RefSeq and is a predicted model, not a curated record. Lineage: Eukaryota; Viridiplantae; Streptophyta; Magnoliopsida; Vitales; Vitaceae. Bases 136 to 2196 code for a protein of 686 amino acids. Gene Ontology annotation, biological process: RNA modification. Gene Ontology annotation, molecular function: protein binding; zinc ion binding; RNA binding. The transcript has a single exon.